CCUCGUCACAAGCUGCGUAUAGUGAUGCUUGCGUUACUGACCGUUGCAAUCACUCCGUUGUGUCUUGUACCACGCGUCCAAAGUCUGAUUCGAAUGAGUGCAUUUGCCAUGAUAUUCUACCUCGCCAUGCUUUUACACCUACUAACCAUUUACACCGGACUUCACCAACCCUCGGUAACGGCUAUGCAUGACGUAGUGCGAUCCGCUGUGGCUAUUGUUGCAGUUGCUUACGGAUUGUUUGGUUUCAUGGGUUAUGUGGCAUUCGCGCACUUGGACAAAGUGCCGGGCAACGUCUUUCUUCUCUACCCGGACGAUCCGCUCAGCUUUUGUGUUCAAGCUGGUUUUCUAUUCACCAUCACGGUAUCUAUCCCAUUGACAUUGUUUCCGUUGCGACGUUCAUUGGACAGUUUUAUUUUCCACCAGCGUCAUCCGUCUGUGAUGGUGGAGCCCGAUGGUGCAAUGGAAUGUGCUAUGCCGGCCAAACGAUUUCGUGUGAUGACUAUUUGCAUUCUCGUGCUCUGCUUUUCUCUCAGCCUUACCACCGAUAAAAUCCUUAGCCAAGCCCCGUUGGUGUUCUCAAACGCGAUCGGACCAUGUUGCAACAGAGGCUUUUGCACUAAGAUUAUUGCAAUAUUGUACGAUCAGUUAUGCUUUACGGGUGUGGCCUUGAAUUUGCGUGCAGAAGACAUCAAUCGCCUGGUUUUGGGACAAUUGAUGCCUCCAUAG
Echinostoma caproni is the source of this 726-nucleotide messenger RNA. The record is from the annotation of a GenBank genome assembly. NCBI's taxonomy places the organism in Eukaryota, Metazoa, Platyhelminthes, Trematoda, Plagiorchiida, Echinostomatidae.